Messenger RNA from Ictidomys tridecemlineatus (thirteen-lined ground squirrel), 4417 nucleotides. RefSeq names its product arrestin domain containing 1 (gene Arrdc1). Gene Ontology annotation, cellular component: cytoplasm. Gene Ontology annotation, molecular function: ubiquitin protein ligase binding; ubiquitin-like ligase-substrate adaptor activity. NCBI's taxonomy places the organism in Eukaryota, Metazoa, Chordata, Mammalia, Rodentia, Sciuridae. Gene Ontology annotation, biological process: protein transport. The record is from RefSeq and is a predicted model, not a curated record.
ACUCGAGGCGGGUCCUCAGGGCGGAUCUCGGAGCUGCGGCCCCGGCGGGCGUCAGUGCGCGGCGCAGGAGGCCGCGGCAUGGGGCGGGUGCAGCUCUUCGAGAUCCGACUGAGCCACGGCCGCGUAGUCUACAGCCCAGGGGAGCCUCUGACCGGGACCGUGCGCGUGCGUCUGGGGGCGCAGCUACCCUUCCGAGCAAUCCGUGUGACCUGCCUGGGUUCCUGUGGGGUCUCCAGCAAGGCUAAUGAUGCAGGAUGGGUGGUGGAAGAAAGCUACUUCAACAGCUCCCUGUCAUUGGCUGACAAGGGGAGCCUGCCCGCUGGAGAGCACAGCUUCCCCUUCCAGUUCCUGCUUCCUGCCACAGCACCCACGUCCUUUGAGGGUCCUUUUGGCAGGAUUGUGCACCAGGUGAGGGCUACCAUCGACACUGCACGUUUCUCCAAGGAUCACAAGUGCAGCCUUGUAUUCUAUAUCUUGAGCCCUCUGAACCUGAACAGCAUCCCAGACAUUGAGCAACCUAACGUGGCCUCUGCCACCAAGAAGUUCUCCUACAAGUUGGUGAAGACAGGCAGUGUGGUCCUCACGGCCAGCACUGAUCUCCGAGGCUAUGUGGUGGGGCAGGUGCUACGGCUGCAGGCUGAGAUAGAGAACCAGUCGGGCAAGGACACCAGCCCUGUGGUGGCCAGUCUGCUGCAGAAAGUGUCUUAUAAGGCCAAGCGCUGGAUCUACGACGUGCGGACCAUUGCGGAGGUGGAGGGUGCUGGUGUCAAGGCCUGGAGGCGUGCGCAGUGGCAAGAGCAGAUCUUGGUGCCUGCCCUGCCACAGUCGGCCUUGCCGGGCUGCAGCCUUAUCCACAUUGACUAUUACCUGCAGGUCUCCAUGAAGGUGCCUGAAGCCACUGUGACCCUCCCCAUCUUUGUUGGCAAUAUUGCUGUGAACCAUGCUCCCCUGAGCCCUGGGCCAGGCUUGGAGCCACCUGCUGGACCCUCACCCCCAGUGGUGCCUUCCGCACCACCCCAGGAGGAAGCUGAGGUUGUGGCUGGUGGCCCCCACUUCUCGGACCUGGUCUCCCUCUCCACCAAGAGCCACUCACAGCAGCAGCCACCACCUGCUGUCUUGUGUUCUGUGCCUGUCGCCCCUGAGCCCUGUGCUCAUGAUGGCAGUCCUGCUCCCCACUCUCUGCACCCUCCCUUGUGCAUCUCUACAGGUGCCACUGUCCCCUACUUUGCGGAGGGCUUUGGGGGCCCAGUGCCCACCACCAGCGCCUUGAUCCUUCCCCCGGAGUACAGUUCUUGGGGCUACCCCUAUGGUGAGUGGGAAGGCCAGGCAUGGAGGUUGGGGAGGAGAUGCCACAGCCCCUUGCAGACACAACUCUCUCCCCACAGAGGCCCCACCUUCUUAUGAGCAGAGCUGCAGUGGUGCAGACCUUGGCCUGACUCCCAGGAGCUGACCCUUGAGAGCUGACCUCAUGCUGCCUUUCCUGGUGGGCCUGGCCUCUGCCCUGGGAUGGGAUGCCCAGGGCCUCGUGCCUUAGCUCUCUGCCUGGCCUGGCCGCUCAGGACUCAUGCCUGUCCAGGCCACCUCUUGGCUGGAACAACCUCUCUCGGCUUCCCUAUUGUCAGCCCUCUUCUCCCUGAGGUCGAGAUGGGGGAGACAGGGACCAGAGACUGGAGAAACUCUGUAAAUAAAGUGUUAUAUUUGUAGAGCCUGCCUCUACAGGACAGAGGCUGGCCUGCCUCCAGCCACGGAUGCCCUGCAGUCUCCGGCCUGUGUUGGUUGGACCUGGUGCUCCCACCUUUUCUUUGGUUCUGCCCCAUCUUUGCCCCCUCCCAGGUGCAUCCUUCCCCUGCGAGGCCCCUGCCCACAGUGGAACCCCCUCCCUUGGGCCUUUGGAGGCUAUUAACACCAAUGCUCAGCUGGCUCUGCAGGUCAUGCCUGUCUGCUCUCACCCAGGACCAUGUUUUAAAGGCUAUGUUCUAGGCUUCCAGAGCUAGAUAGGUGGGGUACUGUGGGCAGUGUUUCCCAGAGAGGCACCCUGCUGCUGUAGUCCCAAGGGAGGGCCUGGAGGUACUGCCUUUGUUGCUCCAUGGGAAUGACUCAAUGGGGGUAGUCAGGGUAGAUUUGGGCCGCAUGACUUCUCUGAUAGAGUGGAGAGAUACUAGGUGUGUCAGCCACCUUGGCUGAGUAACAAGUUCGUGACUCUUAGGGAACAGGUCACAUACUCACUAACCUGAUUGCACCAGAGGACAGGCCUGGUAAGUGGCUGUCAUCCCUAGGCUGAAGCUUCAGAUGGACAGAUGGACUAUGGGCUGUCACUUGCACACGCUGUAGGUCAGCCCUUGCAGUUGGCAGUGUGGGCUCUGGCCAAGUAGCCUUGUAUUCAGCUAACACUAACUCCCUGGGACAAGGGGAAGGAUGACAACUGGAAGAAGGCGGACAGGAGGCUACAGGUGGGUUAGUCUGUAAGCACAUGCUAGAAGUAGUGCAUCUACUUCCAACCCAGAAGAGAUGCCUGGGUUGGAGUCCCAUCUUGGCCUCUAGCCAGUGCCACCCCGCAGGUGCUUGGCUUCCUGGCUUCCAUCACUUGUGAGGGUGCCAACAGUGCCUGCCUCUCAAGUCUGUCUAGGCUUGAUAAGCACACAUCACCUGAUGAGAACUGCAGAUAUGUGGUCAGUGGCCAUCAAAGGAAGGCAGGUCUACAAAAUUGGAGUGGGAAGCCUGCCUAUAGCCUACUUGUCACAUGCAUUUGUGGUUACAUUUGCAUGGUAAGGGGUUUCCCCCACAUUUUAACUGCAUAUGUUCAUCUAACAACUAUUUGUCUCUUGUAUUAUUCUGAGCACACAAAACAGUGCUAUCCUAGGAUAAGACAGAUAACAUGCCCAGUAAGAGUACAGGGUUGUCAUGUGACAUGCAGGAUACAGAGCCAGAUAAAGCAAAGGGCUGGUUGAUCUCAUUGUUAACUAGAGGUACACAGCAAAGUGAACCCUGCGUAUACUAGAGAUAAAAGUUCCCUGGAGGGGUCAGAGGAGGUCCUAAGGCAGGAGUGGAGAUGGAGUGGGAUACAGGGAGGGUGGGUUGGGGGCUCAGGGGCUUUGACAGAAAGGUUGAAUCGCCCUAAAGAAAACUGGAAUGGCACUUAGGGCUGUCCAUUUCUCUUUAUCUGUGUACACUGACAAUGCAGAUGUAGCAGAGUCAUUUUUCUAUUUUUUCCUCAUGAGACUGAGUCUAUGACUGUCAAGACUCAGAGUGUCCUUAUUUCUUGGCAGUGAGAACAUCAGUUUUGCUGUAUGCUUUUCUCAAGUCUCAGGGACAGAAGAGACAGAUUUGGCCACAGGAAGCAGGUAGCCUAAAAGGCUUUAUGAGGCUCUAAGUACAUUGUCCAGUGAAGGGUGCUUGGUGUGCAAGAAAGUAUGUGCCUGGGGAUAGCCAGGGGCAGCAUCUCAUCUGAGAAACCCCAGUCCAUCAACCCUUCCAGUGUGACAUCACUCCAGAGCACCCAUUCUUAACCAGAGCUACCCCCUAACUGGGAUACCUCCCAACCAGGGCACUCCUCCAUAUUGGAAUACCCCCUUCCCAUUCAGGACACCUCUGCCAGCUGGAUCAUUUCCCUAGAGGAGAAAUCCCCUCUGUGCAGUUUCUCAAUCCUUAGGACAUCCUCCCAAUCAGAAUACAUGUGGAGUUGGGACAUUCCCCUAGCUGGAAUCCCUCCUAGCAGCUGGGGCAUUCCUCCCUACCAGGAACCUGGGACCUUGCCUAAGUAGGGUCCCUCCUCUAACCAGAGCACCUUCCUCCAUGCCAGGCACACCCCAUAAGCAUAUCACCCCUCUGCUGCAGACCUCCAAUUGGGGCACCCCCCUACAAAGCAACUCAGGAUGACUGCCUUUGUGAAAGCUCAGGAAAUCAAAAUGUAUCUGGGUUUAGAGGUUAAGAGUUGAGCCUUGAGUUCUUCACCCUAGGCCUGCCCACCAGAACACCAAUUUACAGUCCUUCUCAUCUGCAGGGGUGUGUUCUACAACACUCUGUGGAUGACUGAAAUCACAUGUGGUACUGAAACCUGUACAUAAAAUGAUUUUCCUUACACAUACAAUAAAAUUUAACCAAUGAAUUCGGUAUGGGAAGAGACUGACAUUAGUAACAAAAUAAUUAGUUGGGUGUAGUGGCCCAUGCCUGUAAUCUCAGUAGCUUGGGAGGCUGAGGCAGGAGGAUCAUGAGUUUAAAGCCAGCCUCAGCAAUUGAGUGAGGCCUUAAGCAACUCAGCAAGACCCUCUUAAAAAAAAAAUAUAUAUAUAUAUAUACACACAUGGCUGGGGAUGUGGCUCAGUGGUUAAGCGCCCUGGAUUCAAUUCCUGGUACACCCCCCACCCCGCAAAAUAGAAGAAUUAUAUAAUGUACUGUAAUAAAAAUUGCAUGACUGUGA